Messenger RNA from Raphanus sativus (radish), 2232 nucleotides. Its product is annotated as histone-lysine N-methyltransferase, H3 lysine-9 specific SUVH7-like. Gene Ontology annotation, cellular component: nucleus. Gene Ontology annotation, molecular function: zinc ion binding; histone methyltransferase activity; protein binding. The record is from RefSeq and is a predicted model, not a curated record. NCBI's taxonomy places the organism in Eukaryota, Viridiplantae, Streptophyta, Magnoliopsida, Brassicales, Brassicaceae.
AUGAGUCCAAUUGAGGAUAAAUGGCUUGGAAGUUGGAGUAUUGAAUCUGACGAUGAUAACAAUCAUAUUGAAAACAUAUCAUCAUCACCAACUUCUCUAAUGUUUUCACCGUUUCAAUUCCUUGAUGAUGAAACCUACUACACAACACCACAUCUUCCUUCAGCAGUCUCAUCCUUUCAAACCAUUAUCGAUGAAGCCUUCAUCGAUGAAACCUACAACACAACAACAUUUUAUCCCCUGACGGUCUCACCGCUUCAAACCCCUGAUGAUAAAACCAACAACAUAACAUCUCCCUCUACUCUAGAGGUCGGACCUCUUCAAACUGUUGAUGAUGAAAACCAUAACACAAAAACACCUCCUCCUACUCUAGAAGUCCCACCCCUUCCAACCAUUGAUGGUGAAACCCACAAAACAGAGCCACCUCUUCCUACUCUGGAGAUCACCUUGCUUCCAACUGUUGAUAAUAAUAUUAACAACACACCACCUCCUCCUCUAAUGGACUCAUCGCUUCAAGCCAUUGUACCAUAUGAAACCAACAAAGACUCCACUAGUGCUGCUGAUGGUCCUGGUUCUGGUGCGAUCAAAAUCAAACGUGGUCGGCCAAGAGGUUCCAAGAACUUAAAGAUGGCCAUAAAAAAGCCGAAACCUUAUGAUCCCAACAGCAGAGUGGUUACGUCUUGCCCAAGUUUCGACUCGGGGAUAAGUGAAGCAGAGGGAGAAACAGGAAACAAAGAGGUCGCCGAAUCAGUCUUGAUGCAGUUUGAUGCAGUUAGGCGUCGACUAUGUCAGCUAAAGUGCGUUAAAGGACCAUCCCUGCUUACAACCGCCCUCACUAACUGUAAGAAUUUGGGUGUUAGGACUAAUACAAAGAAAAGAAUCGGCUCGAUCCCUGGAAUAAAGAUAGGUGAUAUAUUUUACUUUUGGGGAGAAAUGAGCUUAGUUGGGCUACACAUGCAGAUGGUUGCCGGUAUUGACUAUCUAACUAUCAAAGGUGCAACAGAAGGUCCUUUAGCUACAAGUGUGGUAACAUCAGGACACUACGAUGACGAAACAGAAGACCUUCAAACUUUAAUCUAUACUGGACAUGGUGGUCAAGCUACUGAUCAGAAACUUGGAAGAGGAAACCUUGCGUUGCAAGAAAGUAAACUGAAAGGAAAUGAAGUUAGAGUGAUAAGAGGUGAAGAAGAUCCCAACAACAAGAAUAAGAAGAUAUACAUUUAUGAUGGGCUUUACAUUGUGUCAGAUUCCUGGACAGCUAAAGGAAAAUCCGGUUUCGAAGAGUUCAAGUUCAAAUUGCUGAGAAAACCAGACCAACCUGCUGGUUAUGCAAAUUGGAGUAAGUGUACGGAUAAUUCAAGAAAAGAUUUGAUACUUAAAGAUCUUUCAUAUGGAGCCGAGAUUUUGCCAGUCCCACUGGUGAAUGAAAUUGAUGAGAAUGACAAGGAGAUGCCUCAAGAUUUCAGCUACGUCAACUCUUCGACUUGGUCAGGUAUGACGAUUGUUCAGAACUAUCAAUCUACCGCAUGCACCAAUUGUCAAGCUCGGUUAUGCGAAGAUCCAAAGUGCAUUUGUGUCCAAAGGAACGGUGGCGACUUGCCAUACCAUAACCGUAUUCUAGUAUGUCGUAAGCCAAUGGUUUAUGAAUGUGGCGAUACGUGUCCUUGUCCUCCUGACUGCCACAACAGAGUAACUCAAACUGGUUUGAAAAUUCGCGUUGAAGUGUUUAAGACGGAGAAGUGCGGUUGGGGAUUACGUACGUUAGAGCCGAUUCGAGCAGGAACUUUCAUUUGUCAGUUGGUUGGUAUGGUUAAGAGACUACAUGACGUAGACGACGAAUAUGUGUUUGAUUCUUCUCGCGUUUACAACCAGUUCAAGUGGAACUACGAGCCAGAGCUCGUGGGUGAAGAUUGUUGGGACCAAGUCUCUGAAGCUUAUGAACUUCGGUGGCAAAUGUUGGUCAGCUCGAAAGAGUAUGGAAAUGUCAGCCGGUUCAUGAACCAUAGCUGCUCGCCGAAUGUUAUGUGGCAGCCUAUUGAAUUUGAAGAUUCUCGUCAGCCGUGUGUUCGCAUUGCGUUUUUUGCGAUGAAGCAUAUACCUCCACUGACAGAGCUGAGAUAUGAUUAUGGAAUGUCUUGUAAAACUGAAGAGGUUGGAGAAGAUGGGAAGGCAAUUUUCAAAGGCAAGAGGAUUUGUCAUUGUGGUUUAGUCAAGUGUCAAGGCUCUUUUGGAUGA